AUGAACGACUCCUUCAAGUUGAAGGAGAUUAAAAACUUCCUUCAUAUCAAUAAAGUAAUUGUGUGUGCUCCACUUGAAACUAGAGUUAGACCUCAUAAUCAAGGUAAGAUUCAGAAGAAAUUGGGGGACAGAUGGAAUUGGAUUUGCAACUAUGGUUCUACAAACAAAGGUAGAAUUUGGCUAGGAUGGGUGAAGGGUGAAGCCAGGGUGAGGUUGUUGCUUGCCUCUGAACAAUUUGUUAUUGUUGAGGUUCAGAACACUCAGGGUGAGUGUUUGUUCCACUAUGCAGCUAUCUAUGGGCUGCAUACAAUUGAGGAUAGGAAAAGCCUAUGGGAUGACCUUAGAAGUUUUGUGAAUGGCCUUCAUUCUCCUUGCAUUUUGAUGGGAUAUUAUAAUGAUGUUUAUCAGGCUAUUGACAAAUUGCAAGGAAGUGAUAUUACCCAUGCUGAAACUAUGGAUUUCAGUAACUUCAUGGUGGAUAACUGUUUAUCUGAAGCUCCAACUAGUGGGAACUUCUAUUCAUGGAGUAAUAAAGGUCAUGGAGCUAAUAGAAUAUCAAGCAGGAUUGAUAAGGCUAUUGUUAAUGUAGAAUGGGUGAGUAAAUAUUCAGAUGUUGUUGUGAAGUAUCUUAAUGCAGGAGUAUCAGAUCACUCUCCCUUGCUCUUCUCACUUGCUGAGGCUCAUCAUGAAGGAGGUGGUAGGCCUUUUAGGUUUCUUAAUCAUUUGGCUGAUCAGACGGGAUUUCUAGAUAUGGUGAAGAAAGCUUGGGAUUCUCCCCAUUGCAGUUGGAAGAUGAAGAAGCUGUUCGUUAACUUACAUAAGACAAAGGAGGCUAUUAAAAUAUUCCAUGCCAGUAGCUACUCCCAGGCUCAUUGCAUGGUGGAUGCUUAUAGGAGGCAGUUAGAAACUUUGCAAGCCAAUCCUGCUUUGAACCAUGAUGUUGAUCUUCAAGAGAGUGAGAAAGAAACCUUAGAGAUGUUGAAGAAGUGGUCUCUCAUCAACAUGAGUGUUGUCAGGCAAAAAUCUAGAAUUAGUUGGCUCUCACAAGGUGAUGCUAAUUCUAAGUUUUAUUUUACUGCUGUUAAAGUGAGAAAUGCUAAAAGCAAAAUUGCUAUGUUGUUGCACAACUCACAAGGUGAAAUUUUAACUGAUCCUGUGAUAAUUGGAGAAGAGAUUAAAGCAUUCUACAUGAAGUUACUCGGUACUAACUCUGAUUCCAUUGAGGCUAUUAAUAUAGGCAUGGUUAGAAAGGGUCCCAGGCUCUCACAUCAGGCUUGUAACAUGCUUAUUCAGCCUGUCACCACUCAUGAAAUAGAUGCUGCAUUGGCUUCCAUUGAUGAUGCUAAAGCCCCAGGCUUGGAUGGGUUUAAUGUUGUCUUUUCAAGAAAACUUGGGCAGUGA
Molecule: messenger RNA, 1401 nt
Organism: Beta vulgaris subsp. vulgaris (sugar beet)
Lineage: Eukaryota; Viridiplantae; Streptophyta; Magnoliopsida; Caryophyllales; Amaranthaceae
Exons: 1
Coding region: 1-1401 (466 amino acids)
Source: RefSeq, a predicted model, not a curated record